AUGGGUCGUGUUUUUCUUGAACAUCUAGGUGGUCAACGUAUAUUUUCUUGUGCACAUUGUGAUACACCAUUAACAAACCGUAAUGAAUUAGUUUCAACACGAUUUACAGGUGCAACAGGUCGUGCAUUUUUAUUUAGUCGUGUUGUCAAUACAAAACAAAGUGCUGUACAAGAACGAAUGAUGUUAACUGGUCGACAUUUUGUUCGAGAUAUAAGUUGUAAAAAAUGUGAUGUUAAACUUGGUUGGAUGUACGAAUUUGCAACAGAAGAAACACAACGUUAUAAAGAAGGACGGGUCAUUCUUGAACGUGCUUUGAUUAAUGAAAGUGAUGGAUUUUAA
Rotaria sordida is the source of this 339-nucleotide messenger RNA. NCBI's taxonomy places the organism in Eukaryota, Metazoa, Rotifera, Eurotatoria, Philodinida, Philodinidae. The record is from the annotation of a GenBank genome assembly.